Messenger RNA from Mauremys reevesii (Reeves's turtle), 1798 nucleotides. It is a transcript of the gene TMEM230, whose product is annotated as transmembrane protein 230. The transcript is spliced from 4 exons. Gene Ontology annotation, biological process: synaptic vesicle transport. The record is from RefSeq and is a predicted model, not a curated record. Gene Ontology annotation, cellular component: endomembrane system; synaptic vesicle. Lineage: Eukaryota; Metazoa; Chordata; Testudines; Geoemydidae. The coding region runs from base 181 to 543 and encodes 120 amino acids.
AAAAACAAAUGGAGUCAAAUCAAAAUGAGGUUUAGUGCCUUAACCUGGAAGGAAAUGACUGUCACGGGGCAUAAACUUCCUGGGUUGAUUUGCAAUAGGUGCGGCAGAGAGGCAUCACAGCAGUACUGGGAGAGAUGGGCCUGAACAACAGGUUAUAGCUGAUGACACGGCCUCCUUGUUAUGAUGCCAUCACGUACUAAUCUAACUGCUGGGAUCCCCAGUAGCAAAGUGAAGUACUCCAAGCUUUCCAGUACUGACGAUGGUUAUAUUGAUCUGCAGUUCAAGAGGAGCCCACCCAAAAUCCCCUACAAGGCCAUUGCACUGGCCACUGUGCUGUUCAUGAUUGGCACUCUUCUGAUUGUCAUAGGAGCGCUUCUCCUCGCAGGAUACAUUAGCAAAGGAGGAACAGACCGAGCUAUCCCAGUAUUGAUCAUUGGAAUCCUGGUGUUCUUACCAGGUUUUUAUCACUUGCGCAUCGCAUACUAUGCUUCCAAAGGCUACAGGGGUUACUCCUACGAUGACAUUCCAGAUUUUGAUGACUAAAACGCACUCUGGAAGCAGGAAGCAUGGCUCAAGUUGUAAUGAGUUUCGUGUGAAGAGACGUUAGUUAACUUGACCCUGGCUAUCAAAGAUGGAACAUGUACGAACCUAAACUAAGUAGAUUUAUCAGUGGAUGCAAUUUCCUAGUUCUGUAAAUAUUUUAUUGAGUAACUGCCAGCUUUUUUAUUUUAUAUUUUUUUGGUGUUAACAUGAAUUUGAGAGACAUGAGUGCAACAUUAGAUGAAGCACAGCAUUUACUGUUCGAAGAGCUCUUCUUGUUUCUAAUGGGAAGUUCUUGGGCAAGCCAAGCUGAGCAGUUGUCCAAAGGCCAGAUGAAUCAUAUAUAAUUUAAGGGAAAAAAAGAAGUUAUAAUUUUUGUCUAAAGAGAUUGAUAUUUCUAAUGGAUAGUGUAUUGUAGAACAUGUAUUGUCUUUCAAAUAGAUCAAAGCUAUAGCUAGGAUCUUUGUGGCAAACAAAUAUAGUACAUCUCAUUUUGUACUGCUGCAUAAUCAUCAAAAUAAUUCCAGCAUCAUCAUUCAUCAUCAUAGGUUUGCAUCUGGAAUGCUGACCAUUUGCCAGUUUGAUGCAAAUGGGAGAGGAAAUUGGAUGUGCGCGCAGUGAUUUACGGUGUAUUUGCCAUACAAGAACCCCUGUCAGUCUGAUAAGUCCACUUACCUGACCAACACAUUCCUUGAGUGCCAGCUACUUCCCACCCUACGGUUAAUUUUGCUAAAGCUUAUGGGUCAUCCUUUCAUAAGGACGACUUAAGAUUUUGCUUAAUGAAGGAUUUUAAACAAACUCUGUGGAGAGGCAGGAUGAAGAAUUGAAAGCUGGGCCCUGGACCUGAAUUUUCUUAUCUUAAAAUUCUGUUUUUUGAAUAUUGGUGAACAUUAGGGAAGUUCAGAUCCCCACUUUGCAGACUGGACUCAUCUGUCUAUAUGUGUAUUUGAGGUCACUUGGCCCUAGAUCUAAACCCUGUACUGUACACAAUACCCUAAACAUAUAAAAAAGAAAAUCUAGGACAGUGCUGCACAUGUUAUCUGCUUGUAUUGCUCUAUUAGCUGCACGUUGUUCAUUAUUCUGGAGAUUCACAAGAAACUGAGGACAACUGGUAGAUUCCUGCUUGAUGUCAAUAAGAGCAAAGUGGCUUCCGAGGUGUAAUUGAACUGGGUGUUCCAAGAAGCAAGUAUGGAAUGAGAAAUUGUAAUGUAAAAUUCAAGCAUAUGCAUUUAAUAUGAAUAAACUCCACUAUAGUCCA